AUGGGUACGAUUUCCAAGUCUACAAACUCUCUUGCUUUCUUCUUCAAUCAUUAUUCUCAUCUUAGGGUUUCUUUCAAUGCUCAAUUUUUUUAUUAUUAUUGUCGUUGUUUUAGUGCUACUUCUGCCAAAACUACCAAUAGUGGUAGAGAUAUUGUGGAAAGCUCCAGUCAGUUCUUGAAAUCUGUAAGAGAUCGAUGCAGAUCUCGAAGCUUUAGGAAUCUUGACGAUGCCUUAGGCCUGUUUGAUAGAAUGCUUCACAUGCACCCUUUGCCUUCCAUUGUGGAUUUUACUCAAUUGCUGGGUGCAAUUGCAAGAAUGAAGCAUCACUCAACUGUUGUUACUCUAAUUAAAGAAAUGGAACUGUCAGGAAUUGCUCCCGAUGCUCGUACUCUAGGGGUUCUGACUAAUUGCUUCUGCCAUUUGAACCGAGUAGAUUUCAGCUUCUCUGUCUUAGCAAGAAUUUUGAAACUUGGUUUUCAACCAGACUGUAUAAUUCUAACAACUCUUGUCAAGGGGCUCUGUUUUCAGGGUAAAAUUGUUGAAGCUGUGAAGUUUGUUAAGGAAAUGGAGAACAAUGGCUAUAAACCUAAUACAAUUACACCUACGGAACAAUAAUGAAU
This is a messenger RNA of Corylus avellana, 620 nucleotides long. NCBI's taxonomy places the organism in Eukaryota, Viridiplantae, Streptophyta, Magnoliopsida, Fagales, Betulaceae. The record is from RefSeq and is a predicted model, not a curated record.